AUAGUUAGAGGACUAACUGUUCUCUAACAGAAUAGAAAGUUUUCCGUUAUCUUUGACCAAGUAGACGAAAUUGAAAUGAAUCUGAAAGUUAAUAGACCACUUAAAAAUAAAACAUAGUUUCUAGACUAAAAUGAAAUCAAGUGAGCUUCUGUCAACAAUGAUUAUUAAAAGAAAUAACAAAUGAAUGUAAAAUGAGUAUAGUGGUGCCUUGGUGAUUUAGAACCAUUUGAAAAGCAAGAAGAUGGUGGAUUCCUUCAUGGAAAUGGGAACUGGAAAUCAAACUUGGACUCGAGUAGUUUCCACAUCAUCAAGACUUGCCUUGAUGAGAGUGCCUAUUGAUGCCUUGAAUGUGCAUUAGUAAAAGGCCCAACCAUAUCUAAUGUUACAAUACAUGCUGCACCGCUAAACAUACACAAGGAAGUCUCAUUCCUUUAUUGUUUUCUUGCUUAUUAAAUUUCAUCAUUUUCA
Molecule: messenger RNA, 468 nt
Organism: Rubroshorea leprosula
Lineage: Eukaryota; Viridiplantae; Streptophyta; Magnoliopsida; Malvales; Dipterocarpaceae
Source: the annotation of a GenBank genome assembly